ACGCCAUCCGAUAGGUCUUAAUGGAGAAGAGGCAGCGUUCCCCCGCCGCCUCCUCCGCCGACGAGAUCCUCUCCUCCGCCACAACCCUCGCCGCCACCAAGCCCGGAAAGUCGUCCCUCAGAUCCCUUAUUUUCUCCCUCCCGCCCUCAUCCGAUGUCGUUGCCUCCCUCCCCGAAACACUCCACCUUGCCGUAUCCGCCUCCCUCGAUGCCUUCCGGAACUCCCUCGGUCCGUGCGGCUCUCCAGUACGCGCCUUCCGCUCACCUCCCCUGAAGCGGUCCCGCCCGUCCUCUGCAGCCCAGAAGCCAGACGAGGAAGCCGAAGGUUCUGCCGCCCCCAUUUCUGACGAAACCCUAGAUCAGCUCAAGAACCUCAAAGCUUACACCUUUGUCGCUUUUCUAUGCUUCUCCCACCCGAAGAAGCUGUUUUCCCCAUCCGACCUCCUCCCUUCCGUUCGGUCCCUUCAUGAUUGCCUCGUGCUGUAUGAGAUGGACUCGGCGCUGCUCUCGCAGGUUGCCGGCCUCUGCGAGGAGUGGUGGAAAUUGAAGCUUCCGGGGAGGGAGAACUUGGUCUCCCAGUCGUUGCCGUUCUUGCUAUCCAGGUCGUUAACCGACUGCAAGAAAGCAGACGUCCGAAGGGUUUACUCCCUCCGGGGGGCGUUUUUGUUAUUCGACUAUGUGGAUGAGAGUAUUGAGGACCUGAAGAUGCUUCUCAUGCGUUGUGUCACCUCGCCGGUGUAUCAGAAGAUGGAUGAAGGGAGGAAGUUUGUUUCUUUUGUUCUGGGAUUGAAUCAACAGCUCACAAAGGAAGCUCUGGAAUUGUUGAAGUCUCAGAUACCAUUUGGAAAGAAGUCAAUGCUGGAGGCUUUUGCGGACAUCCUCUUCAGGGCAUGGAAAGGAAGUGAAGGCUCUUUGAGAGAGGAAAUUGAGGAUGGCUUCUUGCAAGGGCUGAUUGAAGGGGCAAUUUAUGCUGGUUCUAAAUUUCUUGCUGCCUCUGCCAGGAGAGUCUUAGGAGAGUUCGUCCAACAGAGAAUGACUGAUGGUGUGGACAAGCUCCUCCUCCGUCUUGUAGAACCAGUGCUGUUUCGAUCAUUGCAGGUUGCCAACUCCAAUGUAAGGCAGAAUGCAUUGCAUCUACUAUUGGAUAUGUUCCCACUUGAAGAUCGAGAUAUGACAAAGGAGGUUAAAGAAAGUUUACAACAGAAACAAUUCCUGUUGUUGGAGAAAUUGCUUCUUGAUGACUGUCCUGAAGUGAGGUUAGUUGCUGUUGAAGGUUCAUGUCGCAUUCUUCACUUAUUCUGGGAAGUCAUUCCAACGUCUACUAUCACAAAGUUUCUGGCAAAAAUUGUUGAUACCAUGUCACACAACAUCUCUAAUGAAGUGAGAAUUUCAACAAUUAAUGGCAUUAUCUAUUUGCUUGACAACCCACAAAGUCAUGAAAUAAUGAAAGUUCUCCUUCCAAAGUUGGGUUUCCUAUUCUUUGAUCCUGUUCUUUCCGUUCGAGUUUCUGUUGUUGAUCUUCUUCUAGCUGUUCGUGAUGUUCACACUUUCCAAUUUAAUAAGGUGGUUGCUUUGGAUGACCUGUUGUCCUCCUUGGCAAAUGAUCACCCACGAGUUGCUCAAAAAAUUACAAACUUGCUAAUUCCUUGUUACUUCCCGUCAAAAUUGACUAUAAAGGAGGCAUGCAGUCGUUUUGUUGCACUUAUUAAGCGGUCUCCCGAUGCUGGGGCAAGGUUUUGUGAAUUUGCUUUUUCUGAGGGAUCCUCUUCAAGGUCACUUAUGGAACUUGCCAAGUUUUGCAUCAGUUUGGCUCUUUCACGUAAGGGUCUAGACAGGGAGAAGACUGAUGGUUUGCUUAUUUCAUCGUCCAAUAUAUGCCAAGGCCUAGCAAAUGAGUCAUCAGUAAAACCAGUUCUCACUGAGUUGCUUUCAGCUGAGAGAUUGAAACACAUGCUAACUGCAGCAAGCUCUGAACGUGCCCAAACAGCCAUCUUAAGCAUGGCUUCUCUUGUAUCCUCUGAAAAUGUAGUUUUUUUAAAAGAUUAUUGUUUGGCUAUCUUAAGAAACUCAAAUUUUCUAUCUGAUAAUGUGGAAAAACAAGAAGUCGUCAAGGCAGCACAAAAGUUGAUAAUUUCUGGUGGUGGAUUUGAUGAGAUGUUUGAGCACUUAGCAAAUGUAUUACGAGAACUUGCAUCUACUUUGUGCAUCAGAUUUGGACUGGGAUCGACAGAGGAGAUCUUGCAGACUUCAAAAAGGAAAAAAGUGAAGUUACCCAUGAAAACUUCAAGAAGGGUAAAUCAAGUGGCUGGAAAAGUAUCACAAAAUUGUGGGAUAGGCAGUGAUGAUAAGGAUUUUAUUAUUGCUGGAUCAGCAUCAUGGCAAGUGAAAUAUUUGCUUACAACAGAAUCAACAAGAACUUCUGCAUUAAAUUCUCCCUUUUCAGGAACGAUAUUUUCUGCACUAAGUGUUAUUUCAGAGUUGUGCAUUCAACAGUGCCUUCAGUUGAAUCACUUAGAGAUCGAACCUAUUGUAGCCUACACAACAUUUGCAAUAUUCAUGUCUCUUCAGAAUACUUCUGAAAAUGCCGAUGGUAUCAAGGAUAAUGAUUUACAUCAAGCAAGCUCAUCCCUUGAGGUGACUUUUGAUGGUGCUUUGAAUCACAUAAUCAAUUGUGUUGAUAGACUCUACUUGGAUUCUGUUUCUGGAAAACCUAGACAAGAAGUCGAGAGAGCACAAUCCCAAAAAAGCAAGUGUAUUGAAGUUCCAGAAGGAACCUCAAAUCCAACUGAAGGUUACCAAUCUUUUCAUGUUAAAAGGAUACAGAUUUUGGUGAAGUUGUAUACGGCGGUAAUGAAAUUUGUUGUUGAUGCUGUAAGAACAAGGCUCCCCAAUCAAACCCUACAAAGGUGCUUGAAGUUUGCAUCAGAUCAUAUUCACCACAUUGUCUCGGCUUUAAGAGGUCACAAAUAUCAAAAACUAUCGAACAAGGACGAAGUUACCAUGAAUAAUAUCCAGGAGGAGGUUUUGAAGGAUAUUUCAAUACAUUUAAAGAGCUCAUUUUCGUAUGCAGCUAAAUUACUUCAUGAGUUCCUAAAGAACACAAAUGAGGGCUCAGGAGCAUCACCGGAGGCCUUCCAUCUUGCAAAUGAUCUUCUAGAUCUAAUUGCUUCGACCGGGUCAUCUCUUGGAAGUCGACAUGAUUCCAAUAUUGUUUCAAUCGCCAAGCCAUGGUUGCCUACUAUCAUACUAGGUUUGGGCUGCAACCACUUGAUGAUGCCAGAUAAGGAAUGCACCUUGAAUCUGGCCGAUCUUCUCAGUGCCAACUUUCCGAUAUGGCUUUCUGAUCUAGGCGAUACUGAAUUCCACAUAGAGAGCCAGACUCCUAAAUCGAAGUCUUCUGCAUUUGAAAGUCUAAUCGAGUUGAUGCUCGUCCUGCUAAAGAAAGGAAGCCACAGAAUUUUGGAUGCCACCUGCGGUGUCAUCUUGGGAGCUGUCGAGGUCAUGCUCAAAAAUGCCAACUUCAGCUUGGUUUUAGGACUGAUCCGUUUCGUAUGCUUCAAAAUGUUCGAAAACAAAUCUGUGCCUUCAGAAAGACUUCAGGUAACAAAUAGCUACUUAAGAAAGGUCUAUCAAUUGAUAGCAAAGGAACUCGAAGAGCAUCAGGAAGGCGAAGAUGAAAGGCAUCACUUAGUAAGUGCCCUGAAAUUCAUUGAAUCAAUUUUAUGAUGAGACUAAUUUUACUAGUUCAGUGCAUUAAAGAGUAGGAUUUUGGAGUCCAAACAUAUAGUCGUCAUAUCGUUGUGUUCUAUAAAAAUCUAGGCUUCUUCUGGCAUCUAAUGGCCAUUUUAGUCUGUAAGGUUGACAAAAACCACUAAGCUUAUUUAUUAUCAAUAUCGAUGAAUUCGGGUGUCUAUUCAUAUCGAGAGGCCACUACGAUGAUGUGCCGGAGACGACAGAGGUCACGUGGCCUCCCCAAGACUUGGUCAACAAUGAAUCCAUGUCAGCUCUCUCGAGAAAGUCCAAGUCCAAAUCGGACUCGGACUGAGCUGACUUGACGAUCCGACGGAAGCCGUCCCAACAACAACCGACUUAACUUGUGCCCAAUCUUCCAAAAGAGCUCGGCAGCGGACGUUUCAAGAAGUCCACCCAUCCCUUGAUCUCAGAUCGGAUCAUAUGACUCAAUGUUUUGUGAAAUUAGAUGACUACCAUUACAAUUCUACAAUGGAUAGUGGCUGUAAGCU
Zingiber officinale is the source of this 4240-nucleotide messenger RNA. RefSeq lists its product as uncharacterized. The record is from RefSeq and is a predicted model, not a curated record. The transcript has 5 exons. The coding region runs from base 21 to 3725 and encodes 1234 amino acids. Lineage: Eukaryota; Viridiplantae; Streptophyta; Magnoliopsida; Zingiberales; Zingiberaceae. Gene Ontology annotation, biological process: mitotic sister chromatid segregation. Gene Ontology annotation, cellular component: condensin complex; nucleus.